CCGCAUGGGGACCCUGAGGAAAGCACUGGUCGUAGUCGCAGCGCUGGGCGCGGGGGCGGGCGUUGGGUCCGCGCUCUUUGCCUUGGUGACCCCGGGGGAGCUGCAGAAGCAGGCGAUGCUGAAGGAGAUGCCCGAGCAGCACCCGCGGCACAGGGAAGAGAAAGUGCGCGCCCAGCAGCUCGUGAUGGCUACGCUGCAGGAGGCAGCGGCCACGCAAGAGAACGUGGCGUGGAGGAAGAACUGGACAGGCGGCGGCCGGUCCGUGUGAGAGCUGCACGCCGGCUGGGGACGCGGGACUUGUGGCCUGCGGAGCAGCGCGAGCAAGCCGGCUUCAUC
Octodon degus (degu) is the source of this 336-nucleotide messenger RNA. Its product is annotated as ubiquinol-cytochrome-c reductase complex assembly factor 3. Gene Ontology annotation, cellular component: mitochondrial inner membrane. The record is from RefSeq and is a predicted model, not a curated record. Gene Ontology annotation, biological process: mitochondrial electron transport, ubiquinol to cytochrome c; mitochondrial respiratory chain complex III assembly. The coding region runs from base 5 to 268 and encodes 87 amino acids. Lineage: Eukaryota; Metazoa; Chordata; Mammalia; Rodentia; Octodontidae. The transcript has 2 exons.